CUCUCAUCCAUCUUCAUGGAAAAACCCAUUUUUACACGCUCAAAAUUCACUUCAUAAUAACUGAUUCGUAGGGUUUUUUGUUGUCAUCAAUUACUGUUGAUGAUUCUUUCGUGAUAUGGUGCAAACCCUUUACUUCAAUGGCGAUAUCAGGCUUGGGUUUUUGCUGUAGAAGUCAUUUUCUUUUUCGUUCUCCUCCUUAUAUGUACUGCAUUCGCAAGGUUAGAAAAUGCUCAGUUAUGGCUGUGGAAACAACCCUAUCCGAACAAGAAGGUUUCUUCAAUGAUGAUGAUGCUGAUAGUGAACUUACUUCUCAUAAAACAGUUAAUGCUGGUGUUGUGGCACUGAAAUGGAAGAAAUGGAAUGCUAAAGAACUUGGAAUUACUUCUUCGAUGAUUUCGCAACCAACAAAAGUUGUUCUCAAGGAGUUGAAAAGAAAAGGAUACGAGGUUUAUCUAGUUGGAGGUUGUGUGAGGGAUCUCAUUUUGAAGCAAAUUCCCAAGGAUUUUGAUAUUAUUACUUCGGCCGAGCUUAGACAGGUAGUGAAAACAUUUUCACGGUGUGAAAUAGUUGGACGAAGAUUCCCUAUCUGCCAUGUGCACGUUGAUGAUACAUUCAUCGAGGUAUCAAGUUUUAGCACCUCUGGUAGAAAAAAGUCCAGCUCUAGUGAUUUUCUCAGAAAACCUCGUGGUUGCAGCGAGCAGGAUUACCUUAUCUGGAGGAAUUGCAUGAAACGGGAUUUCACAAUUAAUGGGUUGAUGCUUGAUCCAUAUGCAAAUGUUGUCUAUGACUAUAUUGGAGGCAUGGAAGAUUUAAAAAAAGCUAAAGUUCGGACCGUGAUACCUGCAUAUACUUCUUUUCAAGAGGAUUGUGCUCGCAUUCUGAGAGCAAUCAGAAUUGCAGCUCGCUUAGGGUUCCGUCUUACGAAGGAAACAGCAUUUUCUCUGAAAGACUUGUCUUGCUCCAUACUGAGACUUGACAAGACUAGGCACCUCAUGGAAAUGAAUUACAUGCUGGCAUAUGGAUCCGCAGAAGCCUCUUUGAGGUUACUCUGGAAAGUUGGGCUCCUGGAGAUACUACUGCCGGUUCAAGCAGCAUAUUUUGUCUCCCAGGGUUUUCGGAGACGUGAUAAGAGGUUGAACAUGCUUUUGUCAUUAUUUGCUAACCUGGAUGCAUUUUUGGCGCCUAACAGACCAUGCCAUCAGAGCUUAUGGAUUGCGAUGUUAGUUUUCCACAAAGCUUUAGCAGAUAAUCCUAAGGAUCCCCUUGUAGUUGCCACAUUUGCACUUGCAGUCCACAAUGGUGGAAAUUUACCAGAAGCGAUAGACAUAGCAAGGUCGAUAACCAGACCACAUGACAGUAAUUUCAGUGAACUAGAUACGCAGGAUUUGGAUUCUGACGAGAAACUAAAGAUGGAGGUUAUGGAUCUUGCCAGUUUAGUGAAAGUUGCAUUGAGACAGAUGACGGACGAAUCGUUUGUCUCUCAAGCAAUGGCUCAGUACCCUCAAGCUCCAUACUCUGAUUUGGUAAUUAUCCCAUUAGCAUGCUAUACGAGGGUGCUACGAAUAUUUGAUUGUGUGAAAGGUAGUCAGAGGAAGGGAUUUACACCUAGAAGGGGGAAUAAAAUUGAUUACGAGUAUUUAGCCAUGGGAAAGCUCGAGGAAGUUCAAUAUGUAUUUGCGAGGGUUGUGUUUGAUACCAUUUAUCCUGCUUACCUAGAUCAAAGACCAAAGACAAGGUAUGCAGCUUAAUGUUGGUUUCACGAAAUGCAAAAAAAAAAAGAAAAAAAGAAAAAGAGAGAAGGUUAUAACAGUUUUGUUCCGCAGCAUCAACUGACAAUUCAUCCCUUUGUUCAUUCUUAUGAAAUAAAAUAAUAAAAAUUAUUGGCA
Molecule: messenger RNA, 1886 nt
Organism: Papaver somniferum (opium poppy)
Lineage: Eukaryota; Viridiplantae; Streptophyta; Magnoliopsida; Ranunculales; Papaveraceae
Exons: 14
Coding region: 138-1748 (536 amino acids)
Biological process (GO): RNA processing
Molecular function (GO): nucleotidyltransferase activity; RNA binding
Source: RefSeq, a predicted model, not a curated record